This is a messenger RNA of Caenorhabditis bovis, 1011 nucleotides long. Lineage: Eukaryota; Metazoa; Nematoda; Chromadorea; Rhabditida; Rhabditidae. The record is from the annotation of a GenBank genome assembly.
AUGGAACUUUUCACAACUGCAGAGCUCGCUGAGCUAUGCUAUAGAGGACGCGAGUUAUUAUGGACGGAGCCGUUGUGUCUUCAACUAAAGGCGCCGAUAUGUGUAUUCGGUGACAUUCACGGACAAUUUGAUGAUCUUCUCAGCAUGUUUGAUCUCAAUGGAUGGCCGUUGACCAAAGAGGAAUAUGGUCAGCUGAAGGAAAAAGCCAAUAAGACGAAUGCUGCUCGAAGCAAAUUGUCUAUUGUGAAAUCGCCGUUUGAAGAAGUCCCGAAAAGCGAUUUUUGCAUGAAAAAAUUCAAAGAUGCUCCGGCUCGUUACCUAUUUUUGGGCGAUUAUGUGGAUCGAGGGCCAUACUCGAUUGAAGUCGUCACACUUCUAAUUGCAUUGAAACUUAAUUACCCGAAUCGUAUAUUUAUGUUACGCGGAAAUCACGAAUCUCGGCCGGUCAAUAAACAUUAUGGAUUUUAUCGAGAAGUCAAAUAUAGAUAUUGCAAAGAGCUGUAUGAGUGUUAUCAAGACAUGUUCAACAUGCUACCAGUGACAGCCGUCGUAAAUGAUACAAUAAUGUGCAUGCACGGUGGAAUCAGUAGUCAUUUGACAGCAUUUGAGCAAUUCGACGUUUUUCAACGGCCGCUGGAAAUUCCAGAUGUUGGAAUAAUCGCGGAUCUUACAUGGGCUGAUCCGGAUCCCAGUGUUGAAGAAUAUCAAGCAUCGCCUCGCGGAGCAUCUUUUGUGUUUGGGAGUGUGGCUCUUCGAGCAUUUUUGAAAAAGCUAGGUCUUCAAUUAAUUGUCAGAGCGCAUCAGGUUGUCGAAGAUGGAUAUGAAUUUUUUGACGAACGCCGUUUAGUCACCAUAUUCUCUGCUCCAAAUUAUUGUGGGCAACAGGAUAAUACGGCGUCAAUAUUGAUAAUCGAUGAGAGUUUGGAACUGAGUUUUCAUUUGUACCGACCUGAGGCAAGAGAGCUCGAACGCUUAAAACCACCAGAACAGCAAGGCAAAAAAGAGGAAUAA